AUGUGCAACCUAAAACUGCCAGUUGUCUUCAUUGUACUCUCAGUUACUUUAAGUUACCUGGAAGCUACACCUAUAGAAAGACUAUUGUCUGUGGCUGAUGACCUAUCUGAUGGGACUUCCAACAGACAAGGAUGGAUAUUGCCGGUCAUGUCAAGGAACGCACUCUUGGGACUUAGUGAGGCAAUGCCAAAACAGGCAGGAAAGCUAAAAAGUCACCGCUUAGAGAAACGGAAAUGCAACACUGCUACAUGUGUGACGCAACGCUUGGCUGACUUUUUAGUUCGUUCUAGCAACCACAUCGGAGCAAUUUAUUCACCUACCAACGUGGGAUCCAAUACAUAUGGCAAGAGGGAUAGAGUUGGGCUUUUAAACAGAGAACCCCUAAGCUAUCUACAGCUUUAG
Messenger RNA from Alligator sinensis (Chinese alligator), 402 nucleotides. RefSeq names its product islet amyloid polypeptide (gene IAPP). The transcript is spliced from 3 exons. Gene Ontology annotation, cellular component: extracellular region. Bases 1 to 402 code for a protein of 133 amino acids. NCBI's taxonomy places the organism in Eukaryota, Metazoa, Chordata, Crocodylia, Alligatoridae. The record is from RefSeq and is a predicted model, not a curated record. Gene Ontology annotation, molecular function: hormone activity.